AUGGGCGUCACCAAGGCACCGGCGAUUUGGUCAGUCGGCGUGGUGGUUGCAGCGUUCAUCGUCGCAGCUCAAGGAUCGCCGUCGUCGAGUGCCCGCCGCCCCUAUAGUCUCUUCGAAGACGACGGACUGAGUAGACGUCAUGGUCAACGUCACUACGAUUUCGUGAUAAAGGAGAGCAACUACACGAGGCUCUGCCGUGAAAAGACCAUCCUCACCGUCAACGGCGAGUUCCCCGGCCCGACCAUCUACGCGAGGAAGGGCGACGUCGUCGUUGUCAACGUCUUCAACCAGGGCCAUAAGAACAUCACCCUCCACUGGCACGGGGUGAACCAGCCGCGAAGUCCGUGGUGGGACGGGCCGGAGUACAUAACGCAGUGCCCGAUCCAGCCCGGCGGCAACUUCAGCUACCGGAUCAUCUUCUCCGAGGAGGAAGGCACGCUGUGGUGGCACGCGCACACCGCCAUGGAUCGCGACACCGUGCAUGGCGCCAUCGUCAUACGCCCCCGGCGCGGCACGACCUACCCAUUCAGCAAACCGCACAGAGAGAUACCCAUCAUCCUCGGGGAAUGGUGGAACGACGACAUCGGGCAAGUGCUCGCCGACGCCAUCUCCACCGGCAGCGACUUCCAGUCUUCAGACGCGAACACCAUCAACGGUCAGCCGGGUGACCUGUUCGCUUGCUCCGGCGACGGCACCUUUAGGCUGCCAGUCAAGCACGGCAAGACCUACAUGAUCCGGAUCAUCAACGCGGCCCUCACCAACGGAUUCUUCUUCGCCGUCGCCGGGCACCGCCUCACCGUGGUCGGCUCCGACGCUUCCUACACCAAGCCGUUCAGCGCCGACCACGUAUUCAUCGACGCCGGCCAAACGGUGACCGCGCUGCUCAAGGCCCGCCGUGGCCGCUCAAACGCCCGGCACUUCUACAUGGCGUCGAGGCCGCUGGCGACCAACCCGCAGGCCACCGUCGACAGCAGCACGGCCACCGCCGUCCUGGAGUACGUCGACGCUCCCGCGGCGCCGGGCGAUGCGGCGCAUGGUCUCCCCAGCCUUCCCGCCAUCAACGACAGCUCCGCGGCGGCCGCGUUCACGGCGCGGCUCAGGUCGCUGGCCAGCAAGGGGCACCCGGCCGACGUGCCCCGGCGCGUCGACGAGCACAUGCUCGUCACGGUGGAGGUGAACGAGAUCGCGUGCGCGCCCGGCGAGGUGUGCAAGGGGCCCCACGGCAACCGCUUCGCGUCGAGCCUCAACAACGUGAGCUUCGAGAUGCCGCGGAGCGACGUGCUCGGGGCCUACUACCGCUCCGCCGUCGGCGGCGUGGCCAGGACCGACUUCCCCGACAACCCGCUGUCGCCCUUCAACUUCACGGCCGACGACCUGCCCCCGGAGCUCGCGCUGACCGCGAGAGGCACGAGGGUGAAGGUCCUGGAGUACGGCGCCGUCCUGGAGGUGGUGCUGCAGGGCACGACCAUCCUCGGCGGCGACAGCCAUCCCAUGCACCUGCACGGGUUCAGCUUCUACAUGGUGGGGAGAGGGACUGGCAACUUCGACAAGCGCACGGACCCGGCCAAGUACAACCUGGUCGACCCGCCGUACCAGAACACCGUCUCCGUGCCCAAGAACGGAUGGGUCGCAAUCCGCCUCCGUGCAGAAAACCCUGGCGUAUGGUUCAUGCACUGUCAUUUCGAGCGCCACAUGGUGUGGGGGAUGGAGACGGUGUUCAUUGUGAAGAACGGCAAGGGACCAAAUGCCAAGAUCAUGCCACCGCCUCCAAAUAUGCCCAGGUGUUGA
Triticum turgidum subsp. durum (durum wheat) is the source of this 1788-nucleotide messenger RNA. The record is from the annotation of a GenBank genome assembly. Lineage: Eukaryota; Viridiplantae; Streptophyta; Magnoliopsida; Poales; Poaceae.